AUGGGCGUGACCGUCUCCCACACUACCCUCGCCCCCGUCUCCCUCGCCUCCACCCUCAUCGGUUUCAUCUCCUUCGCCUUCACUCUCGCCACCUUCCUCAAGGUCUUCUGGCAGUCUAUUAUCACGCUCAAAGCCGCACCUGAUGAGAUCACGGACUACUUGUCGAAUCUGAAGCAGGCACUGCUGGAGGAGCGGCGGCAUUUGCGGAAGGUUAGAAGAAGGGCGAGGAAAAGGAGCAGAGGGGAUGACGGUGGGAGCUGGGUCGGUGGAGGUACUGGAGGGAGACGGAGUCGGAGUCGGCGGAGAAGCGGAGGUGGUGGUGGGGGUGGCAAGGGACCUCGAAGCUAUUUCGAACGCGACGAGCAGGCGUUCCGGUCACAGGGAGAGAGCGAAGCCCUGAGGGUGAUGCGGGACGCGAUCCGCGACAUGAUACGCUCUUUCCGGGUCCUCGAGUACCCCUUUCUCAAGCCCGAGUUCCAGGAUCUCGACUCUGCGCGCUGGAGCACCAACACACCGCGGGAAAAGAGCCCUGCGUAUUUGCAGUCUCCGCCCGAGGGCAGCCCAUGGGAAGACGAUGAUGGGGAGCAAGCCCAGGCGCAGGGACUCAGCAGGAGUAAUCGCUAUGGGAGCGAGUAUAAGAAGUGUGGGAUGAGGGAGCGGUGGUUGUGGUUGCAUAGGAAAGGGGACGUGGUGACCAUGAGUGAGGGGCUGAGUCGGAUUGAGGUGAGGCGGACAGCGCAUGAGGUGGGGGCAGUGGCGAUGGCGGUCACCGAUAUUGGAAGAGACGUUGAGGGAAUGUUUGAGAUGAUCAGGGCGAUGGAGGGGAGGCUAAAU
This is a messenger RNA of Paraphaeosphaeria sporulosa, 834 nucleotides long. RefSeq lists its product as uncharacterized. The annotation marks the transcript as partial. The transcript has a single exon. Lineage: Eukaryota; Fungi; Ascomycota; Dothideomycetes; Pleosporales; Didymosphaeriaceae. The record is from RefSeq and is a predicted model, not a curated record.